GAAAAGCGUAGCGAGCGCAAAAUAAGGCGAGUGAUUCACUCACUCACAGUGUUUGUACACUCACUGUGUUGAUGUUCACGUCAUAUUUGUGAAAGAAAGAUUGGUAGUAUUGACAAGUGAUCAUAUUAGCAUACUGACUAGCGGAUUUUAAUUGAAACGUUUUUGUCAAUGAUGCAGUCUCAAUUUUGAAUUAGUACACAUUGAAUACACAUAUUGAAAAAAAUCAAACAGUAAAUUAAAACAAAUAACUUGGAAGGCGUUGACAAAUUUCAAUUGAAAUCGUAAAUCUAAUACAAAAAAGAAGAAGCUAAAUAAAAAUGUCGUCUGUAAAAGUUGCUGUACGUGUACGACCCUUCAAUAGACGAGAACUUAUGAUGAAUAGUGAGUGUAUCAUUUCAAUGUCGGAUAAAUCAACAAGUAUAAGGAAACCGAACUCAAAGGAACCAGUGAAAGUUUUUGAAUUCGACUACAGUUACUGGUCGCAUACAGAUAAAUCUGAUCCAUUCUAUGCAGAUCAAAAACAGGUCUACAGUGAUAUUGGUGUUGAUGCUUUAAAUCAUGCACUUGAAGGAUAUAAUGUAUGCAUCUUUGCCUAUGGUCAAACAGGAUCUGGGAAAUCGUAUACAAUGAUGGGUAAACCAGGUGUUGAUGGACAAGAGGGUAUUAUUCCACAACUGUGUCGUGAUCUAUUCAAACGGUUAAAUAAUACACCAUCAAAUCAAAUAGUACAAAAUAUGGUUGAGGUGUCAUAUAUUGAAAUUUAUUGUGAACGUGUCAGAGAUUUACUGGAUCCAAAGAGUAAAGGAAAUCUACGCGUUAGGGAACAUCCUAUACUUGGACCAUAUGUUGAAGAUUUAUCAAAAUGUGCUGUAAUUUCAUUCGAUGAAAUCAAUGAACUAAUAGAUGUGGGUAAUAAAGCAAGAACUGUUGCUGCUACUAAUAUGAACGAAACAAGUAGUAGAUCACAUGCUGUUUUUACCAUAGUUGUUACACAAAAAUCUGAAGAUACAACAUAUGGGACAAUAAGUGAAAAAGUCAGUAAGAUAAGCCUAGUCGAUUUAGCUGGAAGUGAACGAUCCGAUGCAACAGGUGCAACUGAUGUCCGAUUGAAAGAAGGCGCGAACAUUAAUAAGUCUCUUACAACACUGGGGAAAGUUAUAGCUGGAUUAGCUGAUAUGAGUUCAAAACGCAGAAAGAAAGGAGAUUUUAUUCCGUACCGUGAUUCUGUACUCACAUGGCUGUUGAAAGAAAAUCUUGGUGGUAAUUCACGUACGACAAUGAUUGCAGCUUUAUCGCCAGCUGAUGUCAAUUUCGAUGAAACUUUGUCAACUCUACGUUAUGCCGAUCGAGCGAAAAGUAUCGUCUGCAAAGCUGUUAUCAAUGAAGAUCCUACAGCUGUUCUAAUAAGAGAAUUAAAAGCAGAAGUUGCACGUUUAAAACAAAUUCUUAAAUUAGAAGAAGAAGGUCAAAUGAGAAAAUCUUCUACUGUCUCUAUAGCAACCUUGACACAUCAACAAUCUUUAGAAGAUUGUACGUAUGGCGAAGAAACAACUUUGGAAGCAUUAAAAGCCUCUGAAAAGUUGAUUGCUGAAUUAAAUGAAACUAUGGAAUUCAAGCUGAGAAAAGCAGAGAAACUUCGAGAACAGAGAGAAAAUGAACUUAUGGAAAUGGGAAUUGCUAUUCGUGGUGAUGGUGGUGUCCAAGGCGUCUUCUCGCCUAAAAAAACACCACAUCUUGUCAAUCUUAAUGAAGAUCCAGCCAUGUCAGAAUGUCUCAUAUACUACCUUAAGGAGGGUAAAACUGUAGUUGGUCGAUUAGAAUCUGAGUCAGGAGUUGAUAUUGGAUUAAGUGGUCCUCUUAUUCGAAAUGAACACUGUAUAUUCUAUACUGAUGGUGCUGUGGUAGAAUUUGAACCACUUGAAGAAGCUGAAUGCUAUGUGAAUGGAAGUUUAAUUACAAAACGUAUUCAACUUCAAACAGGUGCUCGUGUAAUUCUAGGCAAAAGUCAUGUAUUUCGUUUCAAUCAUCCAAUACAAAGUCGGGAGAAAAAACAAGGUCUAACUGAUAUGUGCGCAAGUGCUACAGAACCGAUCGAUUGGAAUUAUGCUAUUAGUGAACUAUUAGAGAAACAGGGUGUUGAUUUAAGAAAAGAAGUUGAGGAUAUUCUUAUUCAAUUAGAAGAACAAUAUCGUCGUGAGAAAGAACAAUCAGAUCUGUUGUUUGCAGAACAGAGAAAAGAAUAUGAAGGCCGUAUACAAAGUUUACAAGAACAAGUUGAACGUCAAUCUAUGCUGGGAUCAAUGCUGCAAGAAGAUGUAAUACCGGAAGAGCAACAUGAUGAAGCGUUAAAUGAGUGUAAAUGGGGAGAUCGUGAAUACGAAUUAGCUCGAUGGGCCUUCAAUAAAUGGAUCAAUCAUCAGUUUACAUCACUGCGGGAUCAGUUGUGGGAAAAUGCUGUUUACUUGAAAGAAGCGAAUGCACUAAGUGUAGAACUGAAUAAAAAAGUUCAAUUCCAAUUUGUUUUAUUAACAUCUACACCGUAUACAACCAUUCCAAAUGAGCUGAAAAGUGGUACAAUUGACUAUAGUUUAUGUGAUAAUCAUGAUAGUAAAUCCUCGUCAUUGGAGAGUUUGUCAGCGAUAGAUAAGGAAAACAAUCAGUUAACAAAUAGUUAUUGGCAACAACUAGAUAGAAGACGUAGAAUGAAGUCAAAUAAGGCAACUGUUCUGGUGAUAGAAGUUCGUGACCUCUUGAAUGAUGCAAUCCAGUAUUGGAGUUUGAAUACCUUUCAGCGGCGUCUUCAAACUAUGCGUAAUUACUAUGAAGUUGAAACAGCAUUUUCACCAACUCUUACAAGUUUUGCAAACAAUCCAAUCUAUGGAGGACAUUAUAAUCCUGAUGAUCAUGACGCAGCAUCUGGUGAGACUAAAAAAGAUCCAUUUCGAAAUGAAUUUCCAUGGUAUCAAAAAAUUGGAAGAGGUCUUUUAUACUUAACUAACUUGUACUAUGGUGUAUCAAUGACUCAUCAAGUCACUCUGUUAAAUGAACAUUCUCAAAUUACUGGUCUUUUAAAUAUUGAAGUUCAACCUGUUAUUAUGACGAAUAAGCAUCAGGAGAAUAAAACAGAUCGACAGUCUACUUGUCAGUCAGGCGUACAUAAUGAUGAAGUUAAUUCAGACAAUGAACUUGAUGUUUCAUUUAACGAUCUACAUUAUAUGAAUUGGAGAUUCCCUAAAUCCACGGUGAAUGCUAAAUAUGUGAAUGGAUACUACAUUAUAGAAAAUGAUCUUCAUGGACACGAACAAAACGACAAUGUUACAAAUGAUACUCCAACUCCGAGACCUUUAGCAAAUGAAGAUGUAAAAAAACAGAAGGAUGGUAUGGCGAAGUCCAAAUGUCAUCAUCGGUUUUUUCAUGAAUCGACACUUACUGAUAACCGAUUUCUUGACGAAGGACAACUUAAGGAACUAUUGGAAGUUUCCACAGACGACUGUCCUAACUUCUUGAAACCAGGUGAAGUAUUCCAUUUUCGUAUUAAUAUUCAAAGCGCAAAGAAGCUGAAUUCGCAGUUCACUGAUAUAUUUUGUCAAUACAGGUUUGUGGUGAAAAUAGUAGUAUUGUUAUUUACAUGA
This is a messenger RNA of Trichobilharzia szidati, 3632 nucleotides long. Lineage: Eukaryota; Metazoa; Platyhelminthes; Trematoda; Strigeidida; Schistosomatidae. The record is from the annotation of a GenBank genome assembly.